Perca fluviatilis (European perch) is the source of this 1949-nucleotide messenger RNA. RefSeq lists its product as uncharacterized. The transcript has 7 exons. The record is from RefSeq and is a predicted model, not a curated record. Gene Ontology annotation, cellular component: cilium; cytoplasmic microtubule. The coding region runs from base 1 to 1584 and encodes 527 amino acids. Lineage: Eukaryota; Metazoa; Chordata; Actinopteri; Perciformes; Percidae. Gene Ontology annotation, molecular function: microtubule binding. Gene Ontology annotation, biological process: microtubule cytoskeleton organization.
AUGGCUAUUUGCGAGACGUUAAAGGACUUCCUGCAACAGUGUAAGACGAAAAUGAACUUCAAGGAAGACAGUGAUACACUAGAGAGCCUCGAAAAAGAAAGUGGCUCCAGCAGUCAGUCCAGGAUCCUGGACAUUGAGAGAGCUGAAAAGGCUGAGUUGGCUGCACUCAUUCAACAUGCAGAGAGGCUGUAUGCUUCCCAGAAAGGCAGCAGUGAUGCUGUUCUGGAGAGAAUGGGACUCUCCAUCCAGCAGGACACCCUCCCCUCACCUCAGCCACCAGCUUUUCCCAGAAAGAGCCCUAAAUGCUCUCUUCCAUGGAGAAGGCUCAGGCCCAUCGUAGAGGAGGACAAAAGGAGUCUGACGUCCACGGCUAGCCAGACGUUGUUAGAAGAGGACCCUUUCUUUGACAAGAAGCUGCGUUUGGGCUGUAAGAUGAUGACACUUGCCUGUAAGAUUGCCAAGCUGAGAGCUGCAAACAGGAACCGAAGCCCAGACUCUACCCCCAGCUCUGUGGACACGCACACUGAGCUAAGGGCUAUUUCACACAUCCGCUCUUUCACCCCUACUCCUCCACCUACAGCGAUCAGGAGACCAUCUCGUAUCCCAGUGUUGAAACGUGGUGGAGCAGGUAAGAAGGCAGCUAAUAGGUGCAAGCUCCAGCCAGCAAAAAAUACAUUUGAGGAACAUGGAGAGCCCUUUGAGAUGUUCCAGCUCGACCACCGUCCUUCACGGGUUAGGGUUAGUGAACAACCUGCAGCCCCCAGAAGGACCGUGGCGGUGGCACCCAAGGUUCCAGCACCUCCAUCCAAAGCUGCCCCGCCCAACAGAAAAGGACCUCGCCGUGGGACAAAACUCCACCCAAAGGCUGUCGCAGCUCAGGAAGACCUCCAGCCUUUCGCCAAGCCUGCAGAGAGCCUGUCCCUCUCCUUCACACAGCUGACCUCAGAUGACUGGGAGAAGAAACUGGAUGGACUGAAGUCUGUUCGAGUUUUGGCACGACACCAUCCGGCAUUACUGCAGACCAAACUGCAUGAAGUCUGCCUGGUCGUUGCAGAAGAGGUGAAUAACUUGCGCUCUGGUGUGGCCUGUGCUGCAAUGGCCACCGUAGCAAAGCUCCACGUUCACCUGGGGAGGGCCAUGGACCCUGAGGCAAAUUGGACAGGCCGCAUCCUGCUGCUGAAGUUGGCUCAGACGACCAACGCCUUUGUUCAAGAGCAGGCUAACCUUGCCCUGGAUGCAUUGGUGGAGGGCUGCAGCCCGGGUAGAAUAUUGGACGUUCUCCUCGACACAGGGCUGAGGCACCGUUGUGCUGCAGUGAGGGGGAGCACAGCACAGCACCUCCACCAGCUGGCGGACAUCGUUGGAGAGAAUCACAUCUUGACAGCAGGGAAGACCUUCGCUCAGCGUUUCCUUAGUGCUGUCAGUAAGAUGGCCGUGGAUGCUGCACCAGAAGUCAGGCACUAUGGACAGAUGAUGCUCCAGGGACUUGCCCACCAGAAGGAGUUCAUUGUUAUGUGGGAAAAGAUAGUCCCAGUGAAAGACAGAAGUCCCUUGCAGAAGAUCUUGAAGAAGAUGAGGCAGUAAAAGCAGAGGCGACGGAUAUCAACUUUUUUUUUUUAAGAUUAUUUUUUUGGACAUUUUUAGGCCUUUAUUGACAGGACAGCUGCAGCAAUUUGCAUGUUCUCCCCGUGCAUGUGUGGGUUUUUUUCCGGGUGCUCCGGUUUCUUCCCACAGUCCCACGUUUGCAGAUUAGGUUAAUUGGACACUCUAAAUCAGAGGUCCUUCAUCUUUUUUUCAGCCAAGGACAAAUCAAGAGAAAAGGGCUAAAUUGAAGUGCCUUUCAGAUCAUAUUUGGUGUCCUCAGAAUUACUGCAGGGUGCCGCCAAUUUUUUUUGAAAGUUAAAAAGGUCUGAAAAUAUACAUUAACAUGAACAUGAAUUAUACGUGAU